This is a messenger RNA of Pezoporus occidentalis (night parrot), 1585 nucleotides long. It is a transcript of the gene LAPTM5, whose product is annotated as lysosomal protein transmembrane 5. The transcript has 8 exons. Bases 97 to 873 code for a protein of 258 amino acids. Gene Ontology annotation, cellular component: lysosomal membrane. The record is from RefSeq and is a predicted model, not a curated record. NCBI's taxonomy places the organism in Eukaryota, Metazoa, Chordata, Aves, Psittaciformes, Psittacidae.
AAGGAAGUGGAGCUGAACAACUCGCUUCGCUUUUCUGUGGGGCGGUUGCUGCGAGUUCAACCUCCUUAACUCACAGCUGUGCAGAGGGAGCAGAAAAUGAGUGCCCAAACGACCACCGAGCCCCCCAAAUGUUGCUUCUUCAACAUCAAGACAGCAACAGUGGCUCUAGGGAUCUUCCACAUGGUUAUGAGUGUUUUGCUGCUGAUUGAGUACUCCCUGGAGGUGGCGAGUGGAAAAGGCUUUUGCAAAGACCUGGACAAGGAUUACUACAGAAUUGCUGAUGUUCUCACCAGUUUCCUGUUGAUCAUCAUGCUGUUUAUCAUCAGCUUCAACCUCCUGCUCGGUGUGGUGAAGAAGAGGGAACGUCUCCUGAUCCCAUUCCUUGCUCUACAAGUCAUGGACUUUCUCCUCAGCCUCCUAACAAUGUUCAGUUCCUACAUACAAGUCCCUGCAAUCAUUUCUGUGUCCUCCCUUAGCCAUGCGCAGGGACACUCGAAGAUCCCUUUCCUGGCUCUGCAGCUGCUGGACUUCUGCCUGAGUAUUCUCACUCUCUGCAGCUCUUACAUGGAGGUCCCCACCUAUCUCAGCCUCAAGUCUUCAGACAAUGGGAGCUUAUUGCCAGCUGUGGAGAAGUCACCAACAGAGGAAUAUGCCAAAGUGAUGGUCACCUUCACCGUUGCAUUCAUUGCUGUCCUCUUCCUGAAGGCCUGUAUGUUCAAAUGUGUCCUGAGCUGCUUUAAGUAUAUUAAAGCCAGCAAGAGAGAGGAGGUAAAAGUUGACCCUCAAGCAAUUGAAAAGGUUGUGCUGCCAUCGUAUGAGGAAGCCUUAGAGCUGCCUUCCAAGGAAUCCCCACCACCCUACGUAGCAAUCUAAGCUUCACUCAUGAGGAGAAGAUGACAUCUGCAUUGCUAUUGGUGGCCCUUACCCCUUCUGUCAGAUAGUCUCAUUGAAAAGUCCUCACUUUAUAGCAAUAUCAUGCUUAUUACAGUCCAGCUCUCUUUAUGAGCCUACAGUGGUGGUGACCCACUGGAGUUGGUGACUUGUUCUACACUGGCAGUUUCGACUUUUGGUACUAUCAAGUUGCAGUGCUAAUUUUAACUAACUUGGCACCAGGCACCACAGGGGUUCCCAUCACUGGCCUCUGACAUCUGGCUAAUGUGAAGUGUAGGCACUGGCCUGAAUCCCUCAUCAGGCUUACUUUAUGACAGCAAGAUGCUGUUUCUCAUCUGUCUCACAUCUAAAUCAGCAGCUGAGACAUUUAAGAUGUGUAAUGGGGGGAAAACAAGCAAGAAGCUUUUCACUGAGACAGUCCUACCCUGAAGCUACGCUAACCAGCAUCCUUUAAUGAGGACCCUAUGGGAAAUGGAUCAGCUGAAGAAUGAAGAUUUCAAAUGAAUGAUGAUGCAGCUCUCAUCCUGUCUGCUUAUGAUGGUGAUUAAUAGUGUGUACUCCAGAGUACACAACAGCGAGCUGGGAUUGUCACAGUAUUGCUCUGCCAUUUUAUACCUGAGUGUUUGCCUUUUUUUUUUUUGCUUUUAGUGUGACUUGAAAGAUGGGUUUUAAUUAAAAAGAAGUUAAUGGCUUC